AUGUUUUUUUCUUUCUUCCAGACGCUCGUGGAGCGUCAGACUCAAAUCAUGGUUGAGCUCAAGAACGACUUGCAGAUCACCGGCGCACUCCACUCUGUGGAUCAGUUCCUCAACAUCAAGUUGAACAACGUCUCCGUGGCCGACCCUGAGAAGUGCCCGCAUUUGCUGUCUAUCAAGAAUUGCUUCGUGCGAGGCUCCGCUGUGCGCUACGUGCAUCUGCCGCCUUCUGCAGUCGACCUCGCGCAGCUGCAGGAUCUGUGCCGGCGAGAGAGCGCCAACGGGCAGGACAAAGAGAAGAAGUAG
This is a messenger RNA of Besnoitia besnoiti, 303 nucleotides long. Its product is annotated as putative U6 snRNA-associated sm family protein Lsm2. The transcript has 2 exons. Gene Ontology annotation, cellular component: U6 snRNP; U4/U6 x U5 tri-snRNP complex; precatalytic spliceosome. Bases 1 to 303 code for a protein of 100 amino acids. NCBI's taxonomy places the organism in Eukaryota, Apicomplexa, Conoidasida, Eucoccidiorida, Sarcocystidae. Gene Ontology annotation, molecular function: RNA binding. The record is from RefSeq and is a predicted model, not a curated record. Gene Ontology annotation, biological process: mRNA splicing, via spliceosome.